AUGUUCUUGAUUUGUUUAAUAUUAUUAUUCAUAUUCUAUAUAAGUUAUCGAUUGUAUCAACAUUUAUAUUUAUCAAAAGAUAUUAAUCCAAAUGGUAAAUAUGUACUUAUAACAGGAUGUGAUACUGGUUUUGGUCAUACAUUAGCUAUUGAACUUGAUAAACAAGGUUUUAAUGUUUUUGCCGGAAUCUAUAAUCAAGAAAAUCAAAUAUCAUUUCAAAAUAAACUUUCAUCACGUGCUAUUGUAUUUCAUCUUGAUAUAACUCAAUCAUCACAUAUUGAUGCAGCCUAUAAACUAGUUAAAGAAAAAACAAAUACAUUACAUGCACUUGUUAAUAAUGCUGGUAUCGAUCAAGAUUGUUUAAUCGAUUGGAUUACACUUGAUUUUAUGAGAAAAAUGAUGGAAGUAAAUUUUUUUGGACAUGUUUCUAUGACAAAAACAUUUUUACCAUUAUUAAUAACUAAACAAGAUUCACGUGUAGUUAAUUUAUGUUCAGUUGCAGGUUAUAUGGUUGCACCAACUAUGUCAUCUUAUUGUGCUUCAAAAUUUGCCUUCGAAGCAUUUUCUGAUUGUCUUCGUCGUGAAAUGCAUGCAUGGAAAUUACGUGUUAGUAUCAUUGAACCUGGUUAUAUGCGAACACCUAUAGUUGAAGGACAUGUUGAAACAAUGAAAAAACUAUGGAAUGAACUUCCUGUUGAUACUAAAGAUCGAUGGGGUGAAGAUUAUCUUAAUAAUAUAGUAAAUAAACGAUCACAGAAUUUAUUUAUUUAUCUUGCUGAAAACCCUAUGAAAGUAGUACGUGCACUUCAACAUGCGGUUACUAAUACACAUCCACAUAUCCGUUAUCGACCAGGUUGGCAAUCAAGUUUACUCUUUUUUCCACUCUCAAUGCUUCCUGCUUGGUUCGCUGAUUUCAUAUUGUAUUAUGGACGAGGUGCAAAUGUUACACCAGCUGGUGUUUAUAAACAAGCUAAAGAAUAA
This is a messenger RNA of Adineta steineri, 981 nucleotides long. Lineage: Eukaryota; Metazoa; Rotifera; Eurotatoria; Adinetida; Adinetidae. The record is from the annotation of a GenBank genome assembly.